Molecule: messenger RNA, 2501 nt
Organism: Eptesicus fuscus (big brown bat)
Lineage: Eukaryota; Metazoa; Chordata; Mammalia; Chiroptera; Vespertilionidae
Gene: ARSG
Product: arylsulfatase G
Exons: 11
Coding region: 195-1826 (543 amino acids)
Molecular function (GO): arylsulfatase activity
Source: RefSeq, a predicted model, not a curated record
CUCCACCACCAUCACCACCAGAACGCUGGGCCUCAGCAUCCCCGUCUUUACAGUGAGGGUGUGGCAAUAUCUCCUUGCAAAACACCAACCUCCGGAGACUCCCUGCGCUGAGUGCGAGCAGAAGGGGACUCUCAGAGACGCCUCUCGUGUGGCCCGCCAUCAUUCCAUAGAACCCGAACCCUCCCCUUCCCACCAUGCCCUGGCUUUCUCUAAAGGUUUUAUUGGUGGGGGUGAGUUUCUUGGGAUGUCUUUAUCCUCUUGUGGAUUUUUGCUUCAGUGGGGAAACCAGAGCCCGGAAACCAAAUUUCGUGAUCAUUUUGGCAGAUGACAUGGGGUGGGGUGACCUGGGAGCAAACUGGGCAGAAACAAAGGACACUGCCAACCUUGAUCAGAUGGCCGCCGAAGGAAUGAGGUUUGUGGAUUUCCACGCAGCUGCCUCCACCUGCUCGCCCUCCCGGGCCGCCCUGCUCACCGGCCGGCUGGGCCUGCGCAACGGGGUCACACACAACUUUGCCGUCACCUCUGUGGGGGGCCUUCCGCUCAACGAGACCACCUUGGCCGAGGUGCUGCAGCAGGCCGGCUACGUCACCGGGAUGAUAGGCAAAUGGCACCUUGGGCAUCACAGCUCUUAUCACCCCAACUUCCGUGGGUUUGAUUACUACUUUGGGAUCCCAUACAGCCACGAUAUGGGCUGCACAGACAGCCCGGGCCUCAACCUCCCUCCUUGCCCGGCGUGCCCCCGGGGCGAGAGACCAUCCAGGAGCCCCGACAGGGACUGCUACACGGACGUGGCCCUUCCUCUGUACGAGAACCUGCGCAUCGUGGAGCAGCCCGUGAACCUGAGCGGCCUUGCGCACAGGUACGCCGAGAAGGCCACCCAGUUCAUCCAGCGUGCCAGCGCCAGCGGGAGGCCGUUCCUGCUCUACGUGGGCCUGGCCCACAUGCAUGUGCCCCUGACCAGGACCCCGCUGGCGGCAGACCCGUACGCUGCGGGCCUCCGGGAGAUGGACAGCCUGGUGGGCCAGAUCAAAGACACCGCUGACCGCACGGCCAAGGGAAAUACGUUCCUCUGGUUUACAGGCGACAACGGCCCGUGGGCUCAGAAAUGUGAGCUGGCAGGCAGCGUGGGUCCCUUCACCGGAUCGUGGCAAGUUCCUCGAGGGGGGAGCCCAGCCAAGCAGACCACCUGGGAAGGAGGCCACCGGGUCCCGGCGGUGGCGUACUGGCCUGGCAGAGUCCCCGGCAAUGUCACCAGCGCCGCCUUGUUAAGCGUUCUGGACAUCUUCCCCACCGUGGUGGCCCUGGCCGGCGCCCGCCUGCCCCGAGGCCGCCACUUCGACGGUCUGGAUGCCUCCGACGUGCUCUUUGGCGGGUCGCAGACCGGACACAGGGCGCUGUUUCACCCCAACAGUGGGGCAGCGGGAGAGUACGGAGCCCUGCAGACUGUCCGCCUGGAGCGUUACAAGGCCUUCUACGUCACCGGUGGAGCCAGAGCCUGCGACGGGAGUGUGGGGCCUGCGCGGUAUCACGAGCCCCCCCUUAUUUUCAACCUGGAAGAGGAUGUUGCGGAAGCUCUGCCUCUGGAAGCCGGCAGUGCCGAGUACCAGAGCGUGCUGCCCCAGGUCAGCGAGGUUCUUGCCGGCGUCCUGCACGACAUCGCGGGGGACAGCGUCUCCAGAGCAGACUACACGCAGGACCCUGCGGCCGCUCCCUGCUGUGACCCCCACCAGCCUGCCUGCCGCUGCCAGACCGCCUCCCAGACCGAGUUCCCACGAGCAGGAGCGGCAGGAAAUGAGACGGCGAGUGCACACCCACCCUCUCUCUAGUGACGUACGCGUUACAAGUCUCGGGGUUUGGGCGGGAAGCCACCGCCUUGCAUCCCCCACCGUCCCGUCUGCAUGCUGGCUUGGGAGGUCGGCUGCCGAGAGCUGUAACGGGGACGCCCACGGGCUCAGAGGCAGCCCAGGGUCAAGGCCUGGAGUUUGAACUUGGGCCAUGACUUACCCUACCUUGCCAGCUGAUGUUGAGGAUUCGGUCAGGCAGUCCAUGGACGUGCCGGGCAUAUAUUACCUGACACGUGAGGCAGGCACUUAAUUCGUUUUAGUCUUUUUUUUUUUUUUUAAUGCAUUCCAUUUCACUGGUCACUUUCGUAGAGAUUUGUGCCAACUGGUAUCUAGGCAAGGCUUCUCCAUCUCUAACACGCACACGACUCUCACCGGGAGCUUGUGAAAGUACCGAUUCUGACCCGGGAGGUCUGGGUUGGGGCCUGAGCACCUCCAUCUCUAGGCCACCCCUGGGGGUGCUUGGGUGGCGUGGGUGCUGACUAGACAAAGUCAGAGGUUCCAGGUCUCCAAGCAGAAGAGCCCACAGAUAAGUCCCUGGCCCGACCCGCCACCCCUGAACCUCACCGUCACCUUUUAACGGUCAAAUGGCUGUAUUUUAAAGACUUGAGGAGUUCUUCCUGCUUCCUAAAACCAUGAAGAAAUAAACUUUCAGAGCCU